Messenger RNA from Malassezia restricta, 1116 nucleotides. Its product is annotated as dynactin 4. NCBI's taxonomy places the organism in Eukaryota, Fungi, Basidiomycota, Malasseziomycetes, Malasseziales, Malasseziaceae. Bases 1 to 1116 code for a protein of 371 amino acids. Gene Ontology annotation, cellular component: dynactin complex. The record is from RefSeq and is a predicted model, not a curated record. The transcript has a single exon.
AUGUCCGUAGGGACAGCGGCGUGUCCCUGUGCUGUGGCUCUGUACGGGUAUCAGCAUGCGCCGACCGAGGCACUGACGGAGUUGUACUACUGCGAAGAGUGCUGUUCACUACGGUGCAACGACUGUAUUGCAUGGGAGGUGAGCUGCACCUACUGCCCACACUGCCUCUUCGAGGUGCCCAACACCAGUGUACGUGCUCAAAAGGCGCGGUGUUCACGCACCUGCUUCGAGUGUCCCGUGUGCAUGCACGUUCUCUCGAUCGUAGGCUCAGAUCCGCCGCGACGUGACCUGCCACUCACGGCGCCUGAAGCGAGUAUGGGUGUUGAGCCCUUCUACCUAAGCUGUGCGUGCUGCCGCUGGGACUCGAAGCGGCUCGGAUUGGUCGCCGAGAAACCCAACGAGCUGGGCUCCGUGCUCGAUGCGAUGGAGCGCAGUGCAUGGCCUACUGAGACAUGGGAGCACCUCGUCGAGCACAUGCUCGAGCGACGACCGCCACCGCCGCCCCCCAUGUCGCGCUCGCUAGCGAAGCAUAUUGCGCGUGUAGAGCGAAGCUCGGGACUUGUGCGGCACGAUAUGGCGCGUGUGUCGACGCUUGCCCAGAGAUGGACCAUGCAGCCAUGCGAGCAGUCUUACGCCGUGUCGGCUCUGCGUCCGCGGCGCGUGGCGCUCCUGUGCAAGUACAGCAAGCGGUGUGCGACGUGUCGGCACAUUUUGGUGCGUCCCGAGCCGCGUUCGAGCGCUUUCAAGAUCAAGUUGCUAGCCAGCCAUUUCCUACCACAGUGCGUCGUGUUCCGCGGCGCACAUGGUCUAUGGACACUGGUUCUAACUAACCCCUUAAUGGACGCAAUGGAUGUGACUCUGCGGUGCGUCGCUGGCGACGUAUCCGCCCAGCAUAUCCAGGUACCAGCUCAUGUCGACGUAUUGGACAUGGACGAGGACAGCGGCGCCCCUGGUAGCGACUGGGACGCAUUUCAGCAUGGCACGAAGACGCACCGCAAUCAUGCCUACCUCAGUGUCCGUGUACAUCCCUCAACGUCUGUGCUUGUCUUGCAAAUACAAUGGCAGAGCGCGGCGUACCGACCACAUACCUUCUGGACGCAUAUACCUCUAUCGUAG